Molecule: messenger RNA, 2025 nt
Organism: Colletotrichum scovillei
Lineage: Eukaryota; Fungi; Ascomycota; Sordariomycetes; Glomerellales; Glomerellaceae
Exons: 2
Coding region: 569-1822 (417 amino acids)
Source: RefSeq, a predicted model, not a curated record
GCUGAACGUGGCUGCGAUUUCUGUCCCUUUGCCUCAACUAACCCUGUGCUCCUGAGAGAUGGAAAAUUUUCGAAUUCAUACCUUCUCCGCUCUACCCUCUCAACCACCACGGCCGCAAUCUACACGGAAUCCACACUCUAAGGUCCGUACCGGUUGUACCAUAUGUGAGCCUACCCGCGCAUCGACCGUCAUGGAGCAGCAUAUCUGCAGGUGCUAAUCAUAGACUGCCAGGCAAGUAAGAAGUGCUUGCACCCGCUCUUCACUGUCUAUGCACAAGAGUUGACUGUUGUGGCCGGCGUUUCCUAGGCAGAGGCGCGUGAAAUGUGACGAAACCAGACCAUCUUGUCUCCGUUGCGUCAAGCGGAAAAUCACGUGUAGCGGAUUCCAGGCGACCAAAACGCAAGUUGGCUCUUGUCGAACCCUCGUCCCAACCGUCAAGAUCCCUUCGAUCCUAUCCUCACCAGGCUCAGCAAUAUUCCGCUCUGAAUGGGAGAAGGUCUAUUUCGAGACCUGGAUCUCGGCCAAGAAUGAGCUUUGUGGAGAUGAACUCUUCGAUGUAUUUUCCGUCAUGGUCACGCAAGUGGCAACUCAAAACUGCCUCUUGAAGGAGGCCGUCCUGGCGCUUGGGGCGCUCAAGAUUGCGCUGAUUCAACAGACUGAUCUGCUUCCACUGGAACAGUCAAAAGCAAGCGUGCAUUAUCGUACAGCGUUAUCGAGAUACGGCAACGCAAUGCGUACCUUGGUUGCCAUAGCCGCCAACGAGGAUACAAUCAGCACCAUUCUCCAGUGCUGCAUCGUCUUCUUCUGCUUCGACCUCCUGGACGGGAACCACAAGGCAGCACACGUUCACAUUCAUUAUGGAACUCGGAUCCUCCGAAACUUUCUGAGGGCUAGAUGCCCUGGAACGGACCUCGAUAUUUGCGCCAACUCUCCUGUGCCCUAUCUCAUUGAUGGUUCAAUGGUUCACAUCUUCCAAAGAUGCAAUUCCGUCUCGUACGUACAUCUCGCGCCCAGAAGACCGUGUCAGCCGUCCGAGCCACAGCUCGACGCAGGAGUUGACACAUCUACGACUCUCAAGACAAUUUUGCCACAAUCCUUCUCUAGCGUAAAAGAAGCGGUCAGAUGGCUAGACCUGAUCCAGAACGCCCUCUUCGCCCCCAUCAUUGCCUCGAAACAGCCGUCAAGCUUGGGGGGCAGGUGGAAAACAGAAAGGAGGCGCUUCCUGGAGAUUCUGGACAAUUGGGCUGUUGCAUUCCGGCCCCAGGCGGCGCAGGAAGCGCAGGCCGGCGGCGACAACCCCCGACCGAGAGAGCAAGUCAUAGCGACGGAGAUGCAGUGGCACAACGCCUACAUCUUCGUCUACACCUCGCACUACCAUCACUACCCGAGUCUAGUGGAGAUGGAGUCAAGAUUCAGAGCCAUCGUGAACUUGGCUAAUCUCCUGACAGAUCGGCCACACCGAGCCAAGCCGGUCAUACCUUUGACUAUUUCUGGUUCCCUUCUUCCUCUGUUUGUGGUAGCGAAUAAAUGUCGGAAUGUCGAGGUACGGCUGGCCGCAGAGAAGGCUGUUCGUCGGCUAAAUCACCGGGUGGAAGGACUCUGGGAUAGUCGUGCAGCCCUAGCCCUGAUUGAAUGGGCCAGGAGAACGGAGGAUGCAUAUAUGACCCAGUUUGACGACUCCGAGACGGUGUGGACAAGACUUCGUGGCCGAUACAUCCUUUUUGGUGGCCGGCAGGGUGACCAGCCAAAUCAGGCAGUUGUUGGGUCUCAAGUCCUUGAGGACGGGGAGUGGGUGUAUCACGAGGAGACAUUAACGUGGUGAUUUAGUCAUCUGGUAUAUCACCUGUAGAUUGGACUUGUGCCAACUCGUCUCCGGGGAUGAAAAGGUUGGACCUGCUUGCCUCGAAUGAAUGCAACCCGGAGUCAGCCGUACCCGCGGUGUCUAUCAUGUAGUACAAAAGCCAAUGGCGGACCAGAGUAAUUGCUUGCAGGUCGUUGAAUGCCCCGCGGCUCACUAUAAUGCCG